This is a messenger RNA of Acanthopagrus latus (yellowfin seabream), 4301 nucleotides long. It is a transcript of the gene inhbaa, whose product is annotated as inhibin subunit beta Aa. The record is from RefSeq and is a predicted model, not a curated record. Gene Ontology annotation, molecular function: cytokine activity; growth factor activity. Bases 2830 to 4173 code for a protein of 447 amino acids. Gene Ontology annotation, biological process: BMP signaling pathway; SMAD protein signal transduction. Lineage: Eukaryota; Metazoa; Chordata; Actinopteri; Spariformes; Sparidae. Gene Ontology annotation, cellular component: extracellular region. The transcript is spliced from 10 exons.
CACACUCAUUUGAAGUGGCUGGAGGUGUUUCAUUUCAUUUCUCAUUCAGUCCCUGUAUUUCUGAGGGGCCCUGCUCUGCUAUGCAUGAGGGACAUUUACAUUUAACACGGUGAUUCGACCUACAUACAAAAUGACUGGUUAGAGGGAGAGAGAGGAGAAAAUAAAUGUACGAGAGGAGGAGACGGGGAGAGGUGUUGAAAAGAGAAAAGAUGGAAAGAAAGAGGAGCGUCAGAUGGAGGAGAAGGAUCUGAUGUGGAAAGCAGCUUUAAGUGACUCGCUGUAGGCUGAAUUUAAAUAUGAAAGCGUGUUUUUCUUCCUAUACUGCAGCCUGAAGGUGCGGCACUAACAGGGCGACACAUGAGUUCACACCAUGAACUGAGAUGAACUGCAGCCAUGAAGAAACGGUCCGCUGGAAUCUCUCGCUCCCUCGUUUGAUAUGUGAUACGAAGCAUAAAUAUUUCCUCAGAUUUUCUUGGAUUAUGGUUUUUAAUUUUGCAAAGACGCCCUGACCUGAUUUCUCUUCCAACAUCCACGACCAUCAUGCAGCCAGAGAGACAGCCAGCGAGGGGAAAGUCAACAAGCAGCUCAUCAGGCUGAUAAAUCAUCUCAGUAUGGACACCUGAGAGGCCUUCAUUGUCUCUAUGGAGACCAGGGGGUCAUUAUCACCUGCACGAGGACACCUGAGAGUCACUGUCAUCUCUACGUAGACACCUGAGAGUCACUGUCAUCUCUACGUAGACACCUGAGAGUCACUGUCAUCUCUACGUAGACACCUGAGAGUCACUGUCAUCUCUACGUAGACACCUGAGAGUCACUGUCAUCUCUACGUAGACACCUGAGUUUCAUGUUUUGAAGUUAGUCUGUGUGUGUUGGUGUCAUGUUGUGCAUCGGGGUGGACCGGAGGUGUCUGUACAUGUUCUGCUCACCUUCCUCUCUCUAGGAAGAUUUCAGCCGCCGUCGUCUGGUGGAAGGAGAAGACUCGUGUCUUCAUCCCGUCUUGUCGCCUGCACUCUGCUGUAAACGCUCUCCAGCUGCUCUCAGACCAGUUCUGCCUGAUGAGGAAUGAGGAUCACAGCUGAACCGUCCAGCUCCGCUCGGCACAGAACCGUUCCUCCAGCUUCAGCUGACAGCUGCAAACCGGUUUGGAAAACUUGGCUGUGGACCGAGUCCAGGUGAAGAUCAGCUGCGUGCACAGGGAUUCAAACUGGCAACCUGCUGCUGCCAUCUGUGUGUGUGUGUGUGUGUGUCUGUGUGUGUGUGUGUGUGUCUGUGUGUGUGUGUGUGUGUGUGUGUGUGUGUGUGUGUGUGUGUGUGUGUGCUUCAGUGUGACAGCAGCCAGAUGCACCACAGCAGCUUUAUUUACAUCUGAAUUUGCGUCACCAAGACUGGACAGAAGAUAACAGCAUCAUAAAGUGGAAGAAGCUGACAUUGUUCCACAGCGUUGGAGCGGCCGAGGCUCAGAGGUCGAGUCAGCGUCCUGUUAUCAGAAGGUCGCUGGUUCAAUUCCCUGGGACUGCAUGUUGAAGUCACCUGGGGCAGAACACUGAACCUCAGAACUGCUCCUGAUGUUACUGUCAGUCACUUUGGACAAAAGCUUGUGAUCAGUGUCCUAAAAUCAAAGCACAGAAGCUCAGAGGUUUACUGCAGUUUAUUUCAAACCCUGUAGGAGUUUUAUUAGGUGCUCAUCUGUGGAGAUUAUCUGGAUGAUCAGAACCUUCAGAAUCAGGGUUAGCCUACAGACGUACGUGACCCUGCUGCUGUCUGGAGCCUGAUGAUGGAAACACAGUGAAGCAGACGUCUGUCGUCAGAGAUGAAAACUGUACCAGACGACGUUAGCAGCAGGAGGAGACCUGAGCCUCAGAUCCUGCUGAGCUACAGGAGCUGGAGCUGAGGCCAGACAGGAAGUGAUGUCACCACUCUCAGCACAGUUUCGUGUCUGAUGUGUGUCGAGUCAUCAAAGCUCAGAUCAGGAGUUGAGGUGGUUCUCCUGCGGGACGUCCUCUGGAGUUCUUCAGGGCACAACCAGACUGUCAGACUUCACAUAUUCAGGCAGAACCAUCAGUAUGCAGGGGACACGAGGCCCAGUUCAGCCCAGAAACAUGUAGACGUACGAUGUUAGCAUCGUGUCCAUCAGUUUCAUCAGUGAACUGUAUCUAUUUAUAAGUUAUAAUAUUGUCUGUUUCCUGCGUAACUGAGACGCGUCACUGUGAGAUUCUGUGUUGUGUCUUGUGUUCGGGACUCUGCAGAUGAACCCGUCCUGCUGCACAUGCUGCUACGAGCUCUCGCAGAGGAUUUAUUACAUGAACACACAGCUCGACUCUCCACAGAGACCCGCUCAGGAAGGCGAGGUCGAAGCUGGAGCGGGUCGCGUCCACGGCAGGAUCAGGAUCACAUCAAGAUCCACGAUGGAAGGACGAGCCGCCAUCACAGGAGGUCAGAGACGAUCGCUCAUCGGCUGUUGCAGGCUGGAGGGCGGGCAGAGAAGGUGCCGUCUGAAGGAGCGAUCCGGUUCCCUCAGGUCCGACUGUUGAAAUCACGUCUCCAGCUGCUUCAGUCGUUCAGCACGAUGCUGCAACCUGAACUCAGGUGGACUGUGAGCCGAGCUGAACUUUGCAGCUUCCAAACUUCUGAGGAGAAAACGAGAGCGCAGAAAGACAAAGACAGUGAGAGGAGAGGAGACUUCUCUCUCUUCAUCCAGGACUCACUUUUUGUUCAGACACUUUUAGCCAAAACUCGACUUUCUUCAUAUUUUCUGGCGCCGUCCGUGCAUCUGCAUCCGACCGCAUCACCAAAUCCAGUCCAGCAGCCAAUCAGACGUCUACGUUCAUCAUGUCAGUGUUGCCUCUGCUCAGCUGGACCGUCCUGCUGCUGGUCCAGAGCUGCAGCUCGUCCUCAGACCCGGCGUCCAAACACCAGCCGCUUUCUCUGACCGUCCAUCCUCACCACCAGCUGCUGCCGGACGCCGCCUCCAGCUCCCACUGCCCCUCCUGCGCCCUGGCCAGGAUGAGGAGGAACGAAGGGCUCGCAGACGACAUGGCGGGACACGACCAAGAGGGGGAGGCGGCUCAGCAGGACGUGGUGGAGGCGGUGAAGAGGCACAUCCUCAACAUGCUGCACCUCCAAGCCCGGCCCAACAUUACCCGGCCCGUGCCGCGCGCCGCGCUCCUCAACGCCCUGCGCAAGCUCCACGUGGGGCGAGUGGCGGAGGACGGCAGCGUGCAGAUCGAGGGGGAGGAGGAGGCGCGAGGGCGGGGAGGCCGGGGAGGAGGGGGAGGAGCCGCCGUGGCGGCGGCUCGAGCCGGAGACGCCGGCGACGCGCAGGAGACGACGGAGAUCAUCACCUUCGCUGAGGCUGGUGAGUCUCAGGGGACGGUGAACUUCGUGCUGUCUAAAGAAGGAGGCGAUCUGUCUCUGGUGGAGCAGGCCAACGUCUGGCUCUUCCUCCGUCUGGCCAAGACCAACCGCAGCCGAGCCAAGGUCACCAUCCGCCUCUUCCAGCAGCGCCGGCUUCCCAACGGACGCCCGUCUUCGCCACAAGACGACAUCCUGCUGGCGGAGAAAACGGUGGACACCCGUCGCAGCGGCUGGCACACCUUCUCGGUGUCGGCGGCGGUGCAGGCGCUGCUGGAGGGCGCCGGCAGCACGCUGAGCCUCAGGGUUUCCUGCCCGCUCUGCGCCGAUGCUGGCGCGACGCUCGUCCUGGUCUCCAGCGGCUCGGAGACGUCGCAGCGGGCCAGCCAGCGGGAACAGUCGCACCGGCCCUUCCUCAUGGCCGUGGUCAGGCAGGAGGAUGGCGCCGACUCGCGGCGGCGCAGGAAGCGCGGGCUGGAGUGCGAUGGGAAGGUCCGCGUCUGCUGCAAACGGCAAUUCUACGUCAACUUCAAAGACAUCGGCUGGAACGACUGGAUAAUCGCACCACCCGGUUACCACGCCAACUACUGCGAGGGGGAGUGCCCCUCCCACGUGGCGAGCAUCACCGGGUCCACGUUGUCCUUCCACUCCACCGUCAUCAGCCACUACCGCAUGAGGGGCUACAGCCCCUUCCAGAACCUGCGGUCGUGCUGCGUGCCCACCCGGCUACGGGCCAUGUCCAUGCUGUACUACAACGAGGAGCAAAAGAUCAUCAAGAAGGACAUCCAGAACAUGAUCGUGGAGGAGUGCGGCUGCUCGUAAACAUGAAGCCGGAACCGGGUCAGCCCGGAACAAACUGGACUGCAGAGGAGCAGAGAGGAGGAGGACUUCUGAACCCAGAGAGGGGAGGAGAUGGAGGGAGGAGAUGGAGGGAGGAGAUGGAGGGAGGA